Manihot esculenta (cassava) is the source of this 3007-nucleotide messenger RNA. RefSeq lists its product as uncharacterized. NCBI's taxonomy places the organism in Eukaryota, Viridiplantae, Streptophyta, Magnoliopsida, Malpighiales, Euphorbiaceae. Bases 2043 to 2597 code for a protein of 184 amino acids. The record is from RefSeq and is a predicted model, not a curated record. The transcript is spliced from 2 exons.
ACGUCCUGUUUUCUGAUUAUGUGUUUCUUUUGUUGCUAUUGCUUUGGAUUGGUUGUUCUCAUAGUAAAGUUAAAAACACUGUAGCUGAGGUGAUUUCUGUGAUGACUAAAAUCACGGAACACAAAUUAAAUGGAUUUAAUUUUCUAGAUUGGAGUAAGACUAUCCGUAUUUAUUUACGAAGUAUUGGAAUGGAUGAUUAUCUUACCAAGGAUUUUCCAAUUGAUGAAAUUAGGAGAGAUUGGAUGAGGGAUGAUGCUCGAUUAAUUUUGCAUAUCUGAAAUUCUAUUCAUAGUGAGGUAAUCAACCUUAUUAAUCACUGUGAAUUUAUUAAAGAAUUAAUGAAUUAUUUGGACUUUUUAUAUUCUGGCAAAGGGAAUAUUUCUCGUAUUUAUGAUGUAAGGCGUUUUAUCGAGCUGAGAAAAAUGAUAGAACUCUGACUUCCUAUUUUAUGGAUUUUAAAAGAGUGUAUGAUGAACUUAAUGUCUUGAUGCCUUUUAGUACAGAUGUGAAAACUCAACAAGCUCAACGAGAGCAAAUGGCUGUUAUGAGCUUCCUUGCAGGUCUCCUUCCAGAGUUUGAGACAGCUAAAUCUCAUAUUCUUUCUGACUCUGAAAUAUCAUCGUUACAUGAUGUUUUCACUAUGGUGUUGCGUACAUAAUCUCCAAUUCCUUCACACGCUAGUGCUCUUGUUAGUCACAAUGACAGUGGCAGACAGAAUAAUGGAGGUGAGCACAGGAGAGGUUUUAAUGGUGGUAGAGGAUCUCAGCGUUCCAGGAAAUUAGUUCCUACUUCUACCUCUGAUGGAAUAAUUUGUUAUUACUGCUGUGAACCUGGACACACUAAGAAAACAUGCCUGAAACUUCAGAAUAAGAAUCAGCACUCACAAAUGGCGCAUAUGGCAGUUGAGGCUUCUCCUGAUCAGAGAAUUUUGAUAUCUGCAGAUGAGUAUACACAAUUCACCCAAUACCAGGCAUCUCUAAAAUCCUCUAACUCUAUCACUGCAAUUGUCGAGUCAGGUAACUCUACUGCAUCUCUUGUGUUUUUAUCCUCCAAAUGAAUUAUUGAUUCUGGUGCUACCGAUCAUAUGUCAGGUAAUUCUACCAUUUUAUUCAAUCUUAAGUCUCAUGCAUCGUCUUCUUAUAUUAUUCUUGUUGAUGGCACUAAAUCUUUUAUCAUCAGUUCUGGACAUGUCAACUUAACCCCUUCUCUUUCUGUAUCCUCUGUGUUAUGUCUUUCUAAGUUCUCCUUUAAUUUGUUUUCCGUUACUAAACUCACUCGUGCACUGAAUUGUUAUGUCUCAUUCUUUUCUGAUCAUUGUGUGUUUCAAGAUCUUUCAACGAUGUAGAUUAUUGGUAGAGGGCGUGAGUUAGAGGGUUUUUACGUCUUAGAUCAGCAACUACCUAGAUCUCUUGCAUGUUCCACAAGUUUAACGCCUUUUGAUGUUCAUUGUCGUUUGGGGCAUCCUUCUCUCUUUGCUUUGAAGAAGCUAUGUCCACAGUUUCACUCUUUGUCUGUUUUAGAUUGUGAGCCUAGUCAAUUUGCCAGACAUCACCGUUUACCUACAGUGUCUCGAGUCAAUAAACAGGCUUCGUCCCCCUUUGAGUUAGUACAUUCAGAUGUUUGGGGUCUUUGUCCUAUUGUGUCUAAGUCUGACUUUAAGUAUUUUGUUACUUUUGUUGAUGAUUUCUCUCGCACUACUUGGUUAUUUUUAAUGUAGAGUCGUUCAGAAUUAUUCUCAAUCUUUUGUACCUUUUAUGCUGAAAUUCAAACUCAAUUCAAUAUUUCCAUUUGAAUAUUGCAAAGUGAUAAUGCUGAAGUGUAUUUUUCUAGGAAAUUUUAAUCUUAUUUGUUACAAAAAGGGAUUCUUCAUCAGUCUUCCUGUGUUGACGCUCUUUCACAGAAUGGAGUCACCGAAAGGAAAAAUCGACAUUUUCUUGAAGUAGCCAGAGUCCUCUUAUUUCGAAUGAAAGUACCUAAAUGCUUUUGGGCUGAUGCCGUAUCCACUGCUUGUUUUUUGAUCAAUUGCAUGCCCUCUUCCGUCCAUGGUGAUAUCCAUUAUAACAGUUUGUUUCCCACUAGAUCUUUGUUUCCUAUUGAGCCACGUAUCUUUGGUUGUACUUGUUUUGUUCGUGAUGUUCGUCCACAGGUUGCUAAAUUGGAUCCCAAAACACUCAAAUAUGUCUUUCUUGGCUACUCUCGAUUUCAAAAAGACGCUUCCUGCACCUUCCAUUCAUAUGCCAGGUCGCCCUCCCAUUUUUUAUGUUUAUUCUAGACGCUUAGAGGACUCUGACUCUGCUCCGCUACCAACUUCUUCGUCAACAGACCCUGCUUCCAUCGAUCCUUCACCAUCUGAUUUGGAUUUUCCCAUUGAUCUUCGCAAAGGUAAACGUACUUGCACUCAUCAAUUUUCGUCUUUUGUCUCUUAUAGUCAAUUAUCCUCUUUUUCUCGUAGUUUUUCCACUGCUUUAAAUUCUAUUUCAGUCCCCAAAACUGUUAUGAAGACUUUAUCCCAUCCUGGUUCGCGUGCUGCAAUGAAAGAAGAAAUGAUAGCCCUAGACAUUAAUGGUACUUGGGAGUUGAUGUCCUUGCCCCUAUGAAAGCGAGCUAUUGGGUGUAAAUGGGUGUUUGCAGUGAAAGUAAACCCUGAUGGAUCUAUUGCUCGCCUCAAGGCCCGUUUAGUGGCUAAAGGUUAUGCUCAAACUUAUGGAGUUGACUAUUCUGAUACAUUCUCUCCAGUUGCCAAGCUCGCAUCUGUUCGAUUGUUUAUUUCCCUGGUAGCUACACAUAAUUGGCCUUUGCAUCAACUGGAUAUUAAAAAUAUUUUUUUUCAUGGUGACCUUCAGGAGGUUGUUUAUAUUGAACAACUACCUGAUUUUGUUUCUUAGGGGGAGUUAGGCAAGGUUUGUAGACUUCGAAAAUCCCUCUAUGGCUUAAAACAGAGUCCUCGGGCAUGGUUUGGCAGGUUUAGUGAGGUGGUUCAACAGUUUGGAAUGAAAAUGAGUAAGUG